This is a messenger RNA of Boeremia exigua, 5541 nucleotides long. RefSeq lists its product as uncharacterized. Gene Ontology annotation, biological process: Ras protein signal transduction; positive regulation of GTPase activity. Gene Ontology annotation, cellular component: plasma membrane. NCBI's taxonomy places the organism in Eukaryota, Fungi, Ascomycota, Dothideomycetes, Pleosporales, Didymellaceae. Gene Ontology annotation, molecular function: guanyl-nucleotide exchange factor activity. Bases 198 to 5285 code for a protein of 1695 amino acids. The transcript is spliced from 2 exons. The record is from RefSeq and is a predicted model, not a curated record.
GCAUCUGAUGGCGUUCGCUGGGCGAUGAAUGACAGGUCCGCGAGUUCAACCGUCGCUCUUCCUCCUGCCGCUUCGUACUCAUAAUUAAGGAUGUCGCAUUGUGCACCCGUCGCCUGGUGAUGCAUCACCCACGUUUCGGUUCCCGCUGACGGAGAUCUCGCCGCGGACUGCUGCGCGCUGAAAGGGCAUGGGGAAGGAUGGCGGUACUGCAACCAAAGGCCUACCCAGGUUCCCCUGCCGCUGGAGCUGGGCAGCGUGAUCUGCUCGCCGGCGCAGAAAACACUCUGACGGCACCACGACGCGCUGACGACCAGCGCCGCCUGCGACGCGUGAAGGACUCCAAAGAGCAGUUGAAGAGCAGGACGCGGGCACGCGGCACGAGCAACGGCACCAUCGACACGGCGACGAGCAACUCGACUGCGGCCGGACGGUCCUACACCGUCGCCAACGUGCACAACGGCGUGAUCUACCUGAGGCCCGUCGUGCGCGCAGGCAACCAGCGCAACCGCCCCCAGCCCGACCCGUUCGUCUUCCCGCCGUCGACGCCCCCGGACAGCGCCACGCUCGACUCGACGCUGCGGCCUACGAGCAAUGAAUGGGAGCAAAGCCUCUACGGCUCGAGGACCCCGCGCUCCGAACCCACGCCGCCGCUGCCGCUGCCGCUGGACCUGACCACAGAGCAUGCCGCGCGACCGCCGCCGCACGCCGACCAGCCCUUCACCGCACGCACUGCUGCACGCGCCGCCGCCCACCCGCGCUCGCACUCGUUCUCGACCGUCGACGACCACACCGUCACGUCGGCCACCACCGAGCCCGGCACCUUCAAGGUCGUCAUCGAACGGCCUCCGUUUGGCGGCCGGCCCAGGACCGCCGACACGUCCUCGCUGCCGCUGCUGCAGGUGCCCAUCCCGCACUACCGCCUGGGCACGCCGCGCUUCAGCACCAAGGGCACCGCCGAUCUGCGCAGCUCCGUCUACACGCGCACCUCUGCCACCGACGACUUCAGGAGCUCUCUGCUGACGCCCCAGCGCGCGGGCUCGCACUCGUUCCUGUCGUCGCGCCCCCAGUCCGACGCCUUCUCGCCUGUGCCCGCCAGAUAUCGCGCCACUAUGGACCGCCCGCCGCUCCCCGCCUCCGCACCGUCUUCCUCCCGAGUCUCCCAAUCCCCCAUUGGACCGCGGCUAUUCGACGCCCUGACAGUCAAUCCCGACGACAGAGCCGUGGUGCGAUUUUCACCGUCUGGCGAUAUCCUUGCAGCCACUCCUUCACGCCUCGUGGCCCACAUCACCUCUCCAAGCUUCCUGGACUACGAACUCCUCUCCGACUUUUUCCUUACUUUUCGCGCCUUCUUGUGUACCAGGGACCUAGUCGCAUAUCUUAUAUCACGACUUAGAUGGGCGGUGGACAGGCAGGAUGACUUUGGUCGCAUUGUCCGCGUGCGGACAUUCGUGGCUCUUCGUCAUUGGAUCUUAAACUACUUCGUGGACGACUUCGUGCCGUGCUACAACCUGCGGACGUACUUUUGUCAGCUGGUCAACGACCUCUACCGAGACCUCAAGGCCCGCGCCGAUGGAGGUGCUGGCGACGUAAAGAUUGUUGGCGAGCUCAAAAAGUGCUGGAAAAGGACAUGUGUCAUGUACUGGGAGACUGAAGAUGGCUUAAGCAAGGACUUUGCUGACGAAGAGCUGCUUCCUGGUGGCUUGGUUGACUUGCCGACAACACACGAAGAGCCAGAGAUUCUAGCGAUCGAAUCACCGGCCCCGCGGCAAGCAGAUCGCGACACGAAAGAGACCAUGGGAUCGAAUCCGAGCGACCAAUUCGCCAGCCGGCACAUGGACUGGGCGCAGAGAUCUCGCCACACCCCUCAGAAUUCCUUGAGCUCACCGUACGUAUCCUCGAAUGAAGGUGGGACCGUUCAGGUCCCACUUUCGCCCGGGAGCGAGGGGAGCAUGCACAUCUUAUCUUGCUCUCUCCCACGACGUGGUUUCUUGAAAAGCGAGCAAGCCAUGAACUUGCCUCUCUACCCUCACCCAGUACCUCAUCCUCCCACGGCGCCUGCCCGUUUGGCGGCAAGCCCAGCGUCAAACAAGAACGUCCGUCAAUCUCACUCACACAAGCGUAGCGGCAGUUUCUCUGACGCUUUAAGGGACAGCAGGGCUCCGCUCUCUAUUCCCAAGAAUGCUUCAGUGGACGUAACCAUAUCCGCAGUGACGAGUAUGCCUGGCAGCCUCGUGCGUGGUGGACUGUUCCAGCCAAGCUCGCCGUACAUCAAGCUCAAAGGCACCAGUCUACGCCAUACCCGGACCCGCAGUGAAACAGAUGGCGACGAUCUAUACGCCGACGACGUACAGCUCCGCCCAGGUCAUGCAAACAGUCCGGGAAUGAAGAAAAUCUUCGGUAGUAUGCGCCGCGCCUUGAGCAUCAAACAGUCGCCUCACGGAAGCCCUCAACUAGGAGCGCAUGCGCAACAGCGAAUGGCACCGUCGGUACGAUCUUCUAACCCAGGAACCAUGACCACAUUGUCAGCAGGGGUUCGCAAACAACGCACAGUUAGAACAAAGCCAGAAGUGAGGAUCGACGCCUUGGCCAUGAAGGUUGGUGAGAGCUUCAGGGAGGCCGUCGAAGAGCAGUUGAGAGACGAAAAUCAGCGACGGGAGAGCAGCAUUGAACCUCCUGAUCUAGGUGGCUUCGAGUUUGAAUUUGAGAACCGAAAGACUUCAUCUGCCAACGAGAACCCAAAGAAAGAGAAAGAACCAGAUUCUCGGGUGUACAGCAACAUCACCACUGGCAGCAAGUCAAUCCUGAUCAUUGACGACACUGGGCCGCCCCCGUUGCCGGUGAUGUCAGGAGCUUUACCCCCUGCGGCAUUGGAAGAGACGGCUCCUCCAAGUACCCCACCGAAGGGUCACCAACGAAAUCCAUCGAUUGCUCAACGACUUGCUGAGGGCGAUAUGGUAGUUGUGCGCCACUCUGACCUGUACAAGGAUCCUACUCCAAAAGUCUCAAUCGAAGAGCGUCGCUCAUCCCUUCCAUCUGUGCAACAGCCGCGUCUACAAAGGCGAUCUGUGUCUGAGGGCAGGGAGCAGAUGCACUCAUUCAAGUGGCGAGGCUCUAUGCGGAAGUCUAUAGCUCGAUCUUCGUUGCGUCGACAUGCCUCAUACAACAGCAUUCUGAGUGGCCGUCAAGGCCCCGAGAGUAUAGCCACAUUCAUGACUAUGUCAUCAGACAACGAUCCAUUCUUCCUCGAGAAACAGUCACCUCAACCCAGCGGCCCAGGUCGCAUGCUUCGCAGGAAGCCAGGGGGCGAUCUGCGCGCCGCUGGCAACGUCCAAGAUCUUGAGAUGACUCCUCGUCCGCACUCCACUGGCUCAGUCUCUAACCGCACUCAUUCUAUUGCAAACUCUGUCAUCCUGCGAUCAGACCGCUACGCUACUCCUGAGCCAGCGACGAACCAACCAGCCGAAACAGUCGAUGCGACAGUAAAUGCAAAGAAGCCGAUAUCACUCGUUGAUACUCAUUCGUCGCAACCUAACUUAAGACCUUCUUUCGAGGCAGAAGUCGCGAAGCUUGCAGCAUUACCGGAUGAUACAGACGACGAGGGCGGAGUGGAGGCAGCGCUGAUGAAGCUCGAAGGCCGAUACGAAAAGAAGUCUCCGGGUGAAUCAUCAAUACGGACUUCUGUCGUUCAACCGGACGUAUACCGGCCUACUGGAGCCCCUGCAAAUCUCUUCAUUCCGCCAUAUAAACCCAAACAGUCAGAGGACCAUGGUGAGACUGAUGGCAGCCUUCACCGACCACUUGCGACUCCUGGCGCCGAAGGCCAAGAAAUGUUCCAUCUGUCCGGAGAGAAAUUUAAUGGUCGUGUACCUCCUGUUGUGAGCACUGCUGCAGAGUCAGAGGACUCUUACUCCUCGGUACCGCUCCUUGACCGCGGUCUCAGCGAUGUUUUGAUGAACGGCCGUACGCAGACUUUCGAUACUAUGCGAUCGUCGGCUAAGCCAUCUCCCCUACAGCUUGCUGAAAAUCCACUCGCGCAGGCAACAGCGGCUGCGAGCAAGCCUUCCUCUACAAGCUCGUCAGUGGAGUAUGUUGUAGAAACAGACAGCAUGAGAAGGAUUCCAAAUGGCGGCACUGUUCCAUCGUCCUCAGUUGCUCGUCAGUCAUUCCUUCUUGACGAAGACGAGGACUUAAGCGAUCUAGCCUCGACAACGACCGGUGCCAGGUCGGAUGAGAUGUCACAAGGCGUCCGUAGCUUCUUCGAGGAUGAGCCCGCGGUGAUGAACCAUACCACAGACAGUCUGCCCACACACCCAAUGCGACAUCCUCCUACACCACCCACUACGGCAGAUCGUCUCAAAGAGGCUGUGCCAUCAACAACAUGGAAUAGAGGCUUACCAACACCUGGCCUGACGCCCACGGCUUCUCGACCAGAUCAGUUCAGUCAAAAUAUUUCUGACCAACACACCAAGCUACAACCGGCACCAUACAUCAGACAACCGCCCAUGGCAGCACAUCUUCCAUUCAUUAUGGCCUAUGAUGCUGAGCUACUUGCCCAGCAGUUUACGGUUGUGGAGAAAGACGCCUUGGACGAGAUCGACUGGAAGGAACUCAUCGAACUCCGCUGGAAACAGUCGUCGCCACAAAUCCGCGACUGGGUUCAGUACCUCCGUACACAGGAAGCGCGCGGUGUCGAUGUUGUUAUUGCUCGUUUCAACCUAGUGGUCAAGUGGGCUGUGUCUCAGUGUGUCCUUACAGAGAACAUCGAGGAACGAGCUUGUUGCAUCGUUAAACUCAUUCACAUCGCCUCACACGCUCGAAAAAUCAGGAACUACGCCACCAUGUACCAGAUCGCCAUCGCGCUUAUAUCCAACGACGUCUCCCGGCUUCACAAGACAUGGGCGCUUGUUCCCCAAGCUGAGAAGCAGACGAUGAAAGAGCUGGAAGCGCUUGUCCAACCACUACGAAAUUUCCACAAUCUUCGCCUGGAAAUGGAGACGGCUACAGUAGAAGACGGCUGCAUUCCAUUCAUUGGAAUCUAUACGCGGGAUCUGAUCUACAACGCCCAGAAGCCAGCCUUCAUCGAUGCACCGCCUGUAGACGGCGAACGACUCGUGAACUUCGAACGACAUCACACAGCAGCCACAAUCGUCAAGAACCUCCUGCGUCUCCUCGAAGCAAGCUCCAAAUAUAACUUCAGUGUCGAUCCUGACCUGAUCAGCAAGUGUCUCUGGUUGGCUGCGCUGAGUGAUGAUGAGAUUGCCAAGCGCAGCCGCCAAUGUGAAUAAGUCUCAUAACACAUACCAUUUCCUACGGUCCAAAUAUUUCCUUGUCAAUACCCAUCGGAUUUACUCUUUCGUCCGACACGAGUCACGACCCGCAUCUGCAGACAUCUACUGCACAUACACACCUAUUAUUGUUUUUUCUCCAUCCACUAUUAGAUCUAACGGCUCCCGCUUGAAGAUAAUACAUGGCUCAGCAGCAAUUCCCUAUGUGGCACUCGAGGUGCAUGUACAAAGGCAUCUAUACAGCCUAGGAAGCAUU